AUGAGUUCCUACGUAGCCAAUUCAUUCUAUAAGCAAAGUUCUAAUAUUCCUGCAUAUAACGCUCAAACUUAUGGUAACUAUGGAUCGGUAGCCGACGCGCCUUCUUCCAGGUAUUGUUACGGGAGGCUGGAUCUGAGUCUGACUUUCCCAGCGCCUGCUCCUUCCGGCUCUGCCCACGGGCUGGACAUGGCGACCACGGCCAGACCUGCCCCCGAGCGGCCCGCCUGUACCGCGGGCUCAUCACUGCCCGGGGAGGACCCGGCUCCGCUCGGCGCGGGGAUGUACAGACGGAAGGUAGACAGCCCGCCGUUGGAAGAGCCAGCCCCCAGCUCUGGGGGGAUCAAGGAGGAGCAGAGUCCCGCGCUCCAAGCAGGAGGGACCCCCCAGCCGCCUACCCAACCACAAAUCUAUCCAUGGAUGACCAAACUUCACAUAAGCCACGAAACCGACGGGAAACGUUCGCGCACCAGUUACACCCGCUACCAGACCCUGGAACUGGAGAAGGAGUUUCACUUCAACCGCUACCUGACCCGGCGGCGCCGCAUCGAGAUCGCCAACAAUCUGUGCCUCAACGAGAGGCAGAUCAAGAUCUGGUUCCAGAACCGGCGGAUGAAGUGGAAGAAGGACUCGAAAUUAAAGAGCAAAGAUUCUCUCUAAAGAGCGGGAGGGCAUGGGAAAGACGGAGGGAGAGGAAGAAGGGAUGGUGGAGCAGAGCCCCAAUCCUCCGCUCCCUCGUACUUCCUCCCCUCUCCCGCUCCGCGAGUUGGUUGGUGUCUACCUGGGGAAAACUUUUUGGGGUGGGGGGGAGGAGGCGGCCUUGCCUCCGCUGUCCCCUCAGCCCCUCCAGGCAAGAGCCACUCCUAUUAAUAUUCAAUAACCUGGGUCGCCCCCCCCUCAACUUCAUCGGCCAGUUUCGCAUCCCUCCUCGUCUCUCUGAGCCCCUCUCUGCCCCCAGCCUGGACUUCUUUAUGCUAAAAAUUAAAAAAAGGGGGGAGGGAGAGGGGAAAUUAAAAAAAAAUCAUCCGCUGCCUCCAAGUGGACCCUUCCCCUCUUAUAACGUCUCUCCCUAGCCAGUAUCCUUGCAUCGCCUCGUAUUUUCACGCUGCUCUCUUUAUUUUCUUUAAAUCGUCUGGGGGUAGGGGUGUUGGAAAGAGAGGGAGCUGGAAAAUGGGGGCCCAGGGUCUUCUGAACUCUCUGUCUUUCUCCUCUCUCCCUCGGUGACCCCCGAGUCCGCUCCCAAAACCACCAUAGCCCUUUCCGCCGGCACCGAUGGACUCUUUGUUCCCCUGAAGCACUUGGGGAGAAAGGCCGAGGAGAGGGGAGGGCUGCCUUGGCUUGUCUGCUUGAGCGUGUGUGUGUGUGUGUGUGUGUGUGU
This is a messenger RNA of Tachyglossus aculeatus (Australian echidna), 1375 nucleotides long. It is a transcript of the gene HOXC5, whose product is annotated as homeobox C5. The transcript is spliced from 2 exons. Gene Ontology annotation, molecular function: DNA-binding transcription factor activity, RNA polymerase II-specific; RNA polymerase II cis-regulatory region sequence-specific DNA binding. The record is from RefSeq and is a predicted model, not a curated record. Lineage: Eukaryota; Metazoa; Chordata; Mammalia; Monotremata; Tachyglossidae. Bases 1 to 657 code for a protein of 218 amino acids. Gene Ontology annotation, cellular component: nucleus. Gene Ontology annotation, biological process: anterior/posterior pattern specification; regulation of transcription by RNA polymerase II; embryonic skeletal system morphogenesis.